Cloeon dipterum is the source of this 2838-nucleotide messenger RNA. Its product is annotated as zinc finger protein 808-like. The transcript is spliced from 4 exons. The coding region runs from base 256 to 2757 and encodes 833 amino acids. Gene Ontology annotation, molecular function: DNA-binding transcription factor activity, RNA polymerase II-specific; RNA polymerase II transcription regulatory region sequence-specific DNA binding. Gene Ontology annotation, cellular component: nucleus. The record is from RefSeq and is a predicted model, not a curated record. NCBI's taxonomy places the organism in Eukaryota, Metazoa, Arthropoda, Insecta, Ephemeroptera, Baetidae. Gene Ontology annotation, biological process: regulation of transcription by RNA polymerase II.
UCAUUAUGCACCUGUGCACCACAGUGCAUUAGCAUUCCUUGGCGUUUCGCGUUUCGCUUAGUAAACAAUGGUGGAAAUUUACUGAUUAUUUUAGCUUUGACGAUUUCGGUGAUUAGUUUGACUAGCACGAAGACCCAUGCUCGCUAUUUGCUGAUUAUUGAUCUGCUGGGAGCCUGCAUCAAGAAAUUUUCUCGUGGAUAUAUAUGUGAACAUAACUCUGCUCGACCCCGCCAUAUAAGCAACCCAACACCAGAGAUGCAAGAAAUAGUUUCUCCUCCGAAUGACGAAGGUGAUUCCACUGAAGCCAACCUGUCAAUAAACUCUAAAAAUUUGAAAAGCCCAGAUGCCAAAAGCGAGAACCUAGAAAACAAUGAAUCAGAAGCCCGACCAACGUUGCUAAAACGUCCCUCAGACAUGCAUGCUGAUGAUCUCGCUGACUGGCAAGUCAAAUUGGCGCGCCUGUCAAACAUUCUGGAACCUCAGGAGAGUGCAGCAGCCAAAGCAGGCCCGUCCAACGUAUCCAUGAAUAUAAAAGUGCGGCAGGAUAAAUGCUGCACCUACUGCGGAUACCGAGGUUCGCUCAACAUUCACAGCAUCAGUAAAUACUGCCCAGAAUGCGAUACAUGCUACUCGUGCAUCAACUUUUUUCGCAUCCACCGGAAACCUGAAUGCCGUUACCUUAUGAGGUGGAAAGCGACUGGUGACUACCCUCCCAUCCUGGACAGAGUUUUCAACGAGUGGUUCCAGAGGCCACUCUUUCCGAAAAAGCGGCGGCGGCUGACAAGAAAGAAAGGGAAGGGAAGCUCGCCAAAGAAGAAGGACAAGAGGGUGCUGAGUGAGAAGAAAGCUGCUCCCAAAACCCUGACCUGCGACGCGUGCGGACUGAAGGUGCCGGAGAACAAGAGAAGGGCGUUGACGCUGCACCUGCUUUCCGCCACGCACUGCCGCAAGACUCUGGAAAUCCUCCCCUGCGAGAUCAGCCAGCAGAUGCAUCGUGAAGGGUGCGCGUGGUGCGCGUCCCCCAAGAAGAAAUCUACCAAAAGGACCACCGUGUGUGGCCAUUGCAACGAGGCUGUGCCCAAAAUGGAAUUCGUCUCUCAUCAGGUCACGAGGCAGUGCUUCAAGUGCAAAGAGACGAAUUGGUUUAAAUGCCGAAAUCUGCUUGAGUGGCAUCUACAAAAAGGACACUUGUCUGAAGAGAAAGCCAAGACUGAAAUCCCACCGCAGUCGUCAGACAAAGAGUAUGGAUGUCCAGGCUGUGAUCGCAAGUUCAAAGACCGCAAAACGUUGGACAACCACAAGCGGGACAUUUGUGUGCUGUGUCAGGCGCCGGUGGCGUGCGCAGCGCAGAUGAUGCAGCACUGCCAGGACAUGCAUUUGAUCUGCAUGUACUGCAGCCAAUUGUGUGACUCCAAAGCACUGCUGGCACAGCACCAGACCAACUAUCGCUGCGACGACUGCAACAAGCUAUUCAAGUGCGACAUGUCGCUUGAGCAGCACUGCGAGCGGGCACACGCGUCCAAUGAGUGCUCGUGCGGCACGGUGCUGGCCAGCAAGACGGCGCUGGAAGCGCACAAGAUCGCUAUGUGCCUCGUGUGCGAGGCGCAGUUCAGCUGCGUCUCCAUCCUGCGGCGCCACCAGGCCAACAACCCCAAUUGUUCUAUCGCGCUGCAAUACAACGACGCGUCCGAGGAGGAGGAGGAAGAAGAGGAGGUUGCUGCUGCCUUCGAGUUCGCGUGCAAGCACUGCAGUAGCGUGGUGGACAGCGCUGUCGAGCUGAAGAGACACCAAUCCAAGCAGCAGUGCGACGCGUGCCGGCUGGUGCUCGGCUGCGAACAGCAGCUGUCGCAGCACCGGACCAUCUGCAAAGUGUGCGACCUGUGCAAGCAGCGCGCUGUCCACCUGCGGACGCACCAGAAGACGGUCACCUGCGAGAACUGCAAGGAGCAGCUGGGCUGCGACGGCCUCUGGACGAUGCACCGCUUCCAGUGUCUUGAUGGCAUGAGAAGCAAAACCUGCACGCACUGCAAGCUCAAAUUCACCGAUUCGAUGGCGUUCAUCAAGCACACGUGCAACACAACAUGUCCCAAGUGCCAAAUUAGUGAAAAGUGCGCUACCCUGUUUGCAAAGCACACCUGCGAGGACACUCUGCCUACUACGAACUGGAUGCUCCGGUGCAAAUACUGCCAUGGGUACUACACAACCAUGAAGGCACUGGAGAAGCACAAGCAGGAGACCCAUUGCGACAACUGCGGCAUCUCGCAGCCAUGUGCCACGCAGCUGCGCGACCACAAGAUCCACUGCACUGUCCGUUCAGUCCGUUGUCCCAUCUGCAAGCAGCAGUUCCUCAGCGCCACCCAGCUUGGCAUGCACGUCGAGAAGCAGCACUCUGUCAAGGAGUGCCAACACUGCGGCAAGGCGUACGACUCCGUGCAGCGGCUUCUGUCGCACGUGGCCAGGUGGCACUCAGUUGACACGAGCACGUCCCACGAUGACUAUGCCGUCAAGCAGUCCACCGGCUGCCGCUUGAUAUUGGUUCGCAGGACCAGUUCGCAGGACACGCCAAGUCCCAGGAGCGUUGUUGACGAGGAAUCGACUUCUGUUGCCGCUGUACCUGAACCUGAGCCCGCCGAGGUCUUGACUGUAUGCGAGAUAAAAAAGGAGAGAGCACCUGAUUUACCUAACCAAAAAUUAGUUGAUCUCACCGCAGAUGACGAAGAUAGUGAUUUGGAAGUCAUCAAAGUAGUUAAUAAGUGAGCGCAUUUUGAAUUGCCUCUGCAAAUAUUCAUUAAACAAAUUUUGUCUGAUGUUGCUCAAAAUAAAAGAACAUAAAUAAAU